This is a messenger RNA of Pseudophryne corroboree (corroboree frog), 2517 nucleotides long. RefSeq names its product sterol O-acyltransferase 2 (gene SOAT2). The record is from RefSeq and is a predicted model, not a curated record. Gene Ontology annotation, molecular function: cholesterol O-acyltransferase activity; fatty-acyl-CoA binding; cholesterol binding. Bases 318 to 1886 code for a protein of 522 amino acids. Gene Ontology annotation, cellular component: endoplasmic reticulum membrane. Lineage: Eukaryota; Metazoa; Chordata; Amphibia; Anura; Myobatrachidae. The transcript has 15 exons. Gene Ontology annotation, biological process: cholesterol efflux; cholesterol metabolic process.
GCAUAAGCUCAUAUAGUGAAAUCUCACUAGUGAUCAGAUAAGUUAAAGAUUUUAACACCAGCAAGAAGCUAACAUACAUCUUUCAAUCAGAUAAUUUGGAUAAAUGGGCCAAAGUUCCUUUUAAUUCCAAAGGUUAUAUUGGAUACCUGAGUUGUCAGUAAUAAAAAGUAGGCUUUAGCUUAGUCAAAAUCUUCACUGUUUGGGAGGAGACAUAACAGGACAAGUAGUUCCCGACACACAUCAGUGACAGGGGAUACAGGGCUCCUUUGCCCACUAUGAAAGUGUUUCCGUGUGUGCCAUCCCUGCAGUGAAACACCAUGGCACCUACCGAAGAGACAAAACAAGCCAAAGUGCGUCAGAGAAAGAAAAAUCUCAAGACAGACCAAGACCAAAAUGAUGGUGUAUCUGAUUCCAUAGAAGAUCUAAUUGAAUGGAAGAGACAUAUAGAGGUGGUGAAGGCAGAACUUGUGAAGGAUGUGACCUGCCAUCUGACAAAGCUCCUUGAUAAAGCUGUAACAGAAGCUGUACAAUCAUACAAGAAAGAUAAAAAUACAGAUACCUCUGGAGUAGAUCACAGAACCCAUGGGGCAGUAUCUGAAAGGAAGAAAGUGUUUCUCCAUCGUGCGUCAUUGCUCGAUGAUCUUAUGGAGGUGGAGCAUUUCCGAACUAUCUACCAUAUGUUUGUGGCUGCGCUCUGCGUUUUCUUCAUUAGCACAGCAGCUGUGGAUAUCAUUGACAAGGGAACGUUGGUUAUGGAGUUUGAUCUUCUGUAUUAUACGUUUGGACAAUUUGGCACUGUGGCAUGGUCAUGGAUCUGUCUGUUUACAUACACUCUCAUCGUGCCCUACAAGGUUUUAACUUACUGGGGAUCUCUGUAUCCAAAAUCCAACCACAAAAUCCUGCUGACUGCCUUUUUUGGCACAUUCCUGCUUGUGAGCCAGACGUGUGUACUUUAUGUAUUCCCCGUCUAUGUGGUAAAACAUUACCAAUUGCCUCCGGCUUCAAGUUUCAUUGUCAUCCUGGAACAGAUCCGCCUCAUUAUGAAGAGUUACUCCUUUCUUAGAGAGACAGUGCCGAGCAUCCUGCAGACAAAAAAAAAUGAAGUGCAGCUGCCGCAGCUUUCCAGUUAUCUGUAUUUUCUCUUCUGCCCAACUCUGAUUUACAGAGACCACUAUCCCAGAACUCCAUACAUCAGGUGGAAAUAUGUGGCUAAGAAUUUUGCCCAGUUCCUGGGCUGUGUGUUUUUCAUAUACUUUGUCCUGGUCACUCUAUGCAUACCAGUAUUCAAAAACAUGAGCAAACAGCCGCUGAAUACGAAGACUUUGGUACUUUCCAUCUUCCAUGCUACAUUGCCGGGUACCUUUGUGUUGCUGCUCACAUUCUUUGCCUUCUUGCACUGUUGGCUGAAUGCCUUUGCUGAGAUGCUCCGCUUUGCAGAUCGCAUGUUUUACAAGGACUGGUGGAAUUCCACCUCCUUCUCUAACUAUUACCGUACAUGGAAUGUGGUCGUUCAUGACUGGUUGUAUAAUUAUGUGUACCAGGAUCUGCUUUGGGUGUUCAACCAGCGGUGUCGUGCCGGAGUGAUGCUGGCUGUAUUCCUCAUCUCAGCCUCUGUACAUGAAUAUGUCUUUACAGUGUCUCUUGGCUACUUUUACCCGGUCAUGUUCUGCCUCUUUGCUAUAUUUGGAGUUUUAUUUAAUUUCACCAUGGAUGAUAAAUGGACCAACCCAGUGUGGAAUGUGAUAGUAUGGACCUUCCUGUUCAUUGGCCAGGGUAUCCAGCUGUGCUUGUACUGUCAGGAGUGGUACGCACAGAUCCACUGCCCAGUCACUGAGAAAACGUUUUGGGCACUGAUGACCCCUCGAUCAUGGUCCUGCCGCUUGUGAUUGAUAAUCCACGGACAUCAUGAAACUGAACUAAUGUAUAAUGUGCCACCCGAUGACUGCCAGUAGAUAGAAAAGGCCACCGGAGCUUCCUAAUUUAAGACCUUGUCCUGCGAUUUACAGAUUUGAGAGCCCAAAAUUAUGAUGAAUAAAUAUGUAUAUACUGUAAAUAAAAUACCAGAUGACAAAUUAGUGCAAGUAAACUAACAUCAUGUGUUCAUGCACUAGCUCGCUACUAAAUGAUGUUCAGAACUCUGAACAUCUGGAAUUUGGUGAUUGGUAUUUUACACGAUACCAAGAUAUAUGGAAAUAUUUUAGUGAAUUAGUGAAGAAGUUGCCCAUAGCAACCAAUCAGCGUUUAAGGACAAUUUAUAAUUUGCAUACUAUAAAAUUAUACAGAGCAGCUGAUUGGUUGCCAUGGGCAACUUCUCCACUGCUUCACUUCUCCAUUCUUUUCACUGCGUCAUGAAUAGACCCCUAAGUCUUUUGCUACAUUGCAAUGGAACUAUACUCAUCUUUACUUGCUCAGCCAUAAAAUGUUGUGAUGUAGAAAGGAUGUUUUACUGAUUGUGUACAUGUCACCUAUACAAAAUGGAGACGGCUAUGUCUUGUGAUAAACGACUUUUACUGAGAA